AUGGCAGAACAAGACAUAUACGGCCGUGGCAUGUCUACGGGGUCUUUCCCCCUAGACAAGGCCGCAGAUCGCCUAGACCAUGCCGCGCAGCACCUCCCAAACGCCCCCAGAGGAGCAGGAGGCGCCGAACAAGACCUCUACGGCUCCCACUUCAGCUCCGCCUGGGAACACGCCAAAGAGCGAUUCCCCCAUGUAGGCGGACCAGCCCAUACCAGAGUCGUAGAAGGCUAUCCCGGCGACACAGCUGCCGAGCAGGACCGCUACGCCUCGCACUUCCGGCCAGGCUCAGGCUCAGGCCCCGGCGGUCUCAGCGGCAGCCCGAACGUCGCAGCCGUCGGUCUCCUCAAUUCCACAGUCCUCCCCUCAUUCAGCUUCCACGCGGCCUUCUCCGCAAUCGCAUACGGCAUCUCGCGCUACACCGACCGCGCCGAAGGCAAAGACUGGCUAUGGCCCACCGGGAUGACCCUGAACGCCUGGUACAGCGCCCUCGGCACAAGAGUCCUCCACGACGGCCUCCCGCUCUCAACCGCCUGGUCCAGCCUCAACUACAGCGAGAGACUUCUUCUCGGCGGCGUAACCGCCUGGGGCGUGCGUCUUUUGUCACGGAUCGCCAGCCGCGGAAUCGAGCGCCGGGGCGACGACCCACGGUACACGGCCGCGAAGCAAGAACCGGGAUUCUGGAAUAAGGCGCUCGCGAAUCUUUUCCUCCCCGAGGCUGCGGCGCAGACGCUGAUAUCGUUGCCGUUUGUGUUGCCGUUUCGCGCGAGGGGGGAGAGUAUCAGGGCGUCUCCCGCGGCUGGGGAUGUGAAUCGGUGUGGAGCGCAUUCGCUUGCGGUGUUUUUGUUCUCGGCGGGGUUUGCGCUGGAGGUUCUGGCGGAUUUGAGACUUGCGAAGCAUAAGAAGGAUGGUGAUAAGGGGAUUUGUCGGGAUGGGGUUUGGAGUGUUGUUAGGCAUCCCAACUACCUCGGCGACGCGCUCAUCCACGCCUCAUUCCCGAUCCUGCUUAUCGGCGCGGGUCUCUUCCACCCUCUCGCCGCGCUGGGCCCUAUCGUGAACUACGUGUUCCUGCGGUUCGUCGGCGGAGACCGCGAGAACGAGCAGACGCAGGUGGAGCGGUACGCCAAGGAGGACCCUAUCAAGGCGCAGCAGUUCCAGGAGUACCAGCAGGAGAAGAACAGCUUCUGGCCGGACGUGAAGGAGGCGAGUAACAAGUGGAGCUGGAUUGUUGUUGGUGCUGGUGCUGCGGGUGUGUUGCUUGAGAGGGGGUUGAAGUCGUUGACUGCGUAG
Molecule: messenger RNA, 1287 nt
Organism: Aspergillus puulaauensis
Lineage: Eukaryota; Fungi; Ascomycota; Eurotiomycetes; Eurotiales; Aspergillaceae
Product: DUF1295 domain protein
Exons: 2
Coding region: 1-1287 (428 amino acids)
Cellular component (GO): membrane
Source: RefSeq, a predicted model, not a curated record